UCUUUUGAAAUUUUGUUUUGUCCAAUUUGCUUUUAUUGUCAACAAUUCGUUAAUUUAUUUGAUUGUCACCUUGAUUUCUCUCAAAUUGUUAUUAUGUCUUCUUGUGGAUCAUAUUCUUCUCUACCAGUGGCAUUAAUUAACGAUUAUAAUCUGGAUAAAUUAAAUGGAAAUUAUUAUCUUCAGCUUGUGUCGAUAAGAGAUAUUAGUGUUCCACAAUUUAAUUCUGAGAAUGAAUUUCUCCGAGUUGAUGAGGAGCCGGAAGAAGGUGAAGUCGAUGAGACAUUGAAGGGAAAUAAAAAGCCUGGAAUUAAAUUAACCCAAAAUAAGCCUGAGGCGAAAAAGAAAACAACCAGAAUGUUAUGUUUAAAUCUAAGUGAUGGUAAAAAUGUUGUUAAAGCGAUUGAAUAUCAACCAAUUCAUUCCCUUAAAACUGAUAUUCCCAUUGGAAGUAAAAUCUUAAUCAAAGGUCCAGUUGAUGUUAGUUUUAAAGUUUUACUACUUAAACCUGAUAAUAUUCAAGUAAUCUCACCGCCAUCUCCUGGAUUCAAGCCAACAAUUAGUAAAUCAUCACAAAAACCAUCCAUUGAUUCACUCGAGAAAAUGGAAUCACCAGAAUCUAAACCAUUUGUAAAACCUUUCCAAGUGUCACCUUGCUUUUCAAAUGGUAAUAUAAAAGGUGAUCCCGACAGGUCAAUCGUUGACCUUACCGAUACAAUUGUUGAUGAUCAAAUGAUUUUUGAUGAUCUGGAUGAUGAAAUACUCGAAUAAUUUAACUGAUUCUAUCAGUUAAAUCAUCAUUUAGUUGUUUACAAUUGAAUGAUCACCUUUUUGUUUAUGGGCAGUGAUGAUGAAUUUCAAUUGAUCAUCAUUGGUUAAUCAUAAGAAAAACCGAAUUGAUAAUCUUGCAAGAUUUUGUUGAAUUUAAAUACUAACAUAUAUUUACUUUAUAUUAACAAACUAAAAUGAUUCCAUGAUCUAUUAAAUCAUUUAUAAAGUGUUUUCUCUUGUAA
This is a messenger RNA of Panonychus citri (citrus red mite), 1010 nucleotides long. RefSeq names its product recQ-mediated genome instability protein 1-like. The record is from RefSeq and is a predicted model, not a curated record. The coding region runs from base 94 to 768 and encodes 224 amino acids. Gene Ontology annotation, cellular component: RecQ family helicase-topoisomerase III complex; nuclear body. Gene Ontology annotation, biological process: double-strand break repair via homologous recombination; resolution of meiotic recombination intermediates. Lineage: Eukaryota; Metazoa; Arthropoda; Arachnida; Trombidiformes; Tetranychidae. The transcript has 2 exons.